Molecule: messenger RNA, 429 nt
Organism: Lasiodiplodia theobromae
Lineage: Eukaryota; Fungi; Ascomycota; Dothideomycetes; Botryosphaeriales; Botryosphaeriaceae
Product: Sorting nexin-3 protein
Exons: 3
Coding region: 1-429 (142 amino acids)
Biological process (GO): endocytic recycling; late endosome to Golgi transport
Cellular component (GO): retromer complex; early endosome membrane
Molecular function (GO): phosphatidylinositol-3-phosphate binding
Source: RefSeq, a predicted model, not a curated record
AUGCAGUCGCUCCCCGACUCUCGUGCCCAAACCUACGAGGAGCUCUACGGCCCUCCGGAGAACUUCCUCGAGAUCGAGGUUCGCAACCCGCAAACCCACGGCACCGGGCGGGGCAUGUACACGACGUACGAGAUCAGCAUGAAGACCAACAUCCCGGCCUUCAAGCUCAAGCAGUCCUCGGUGCGGCGGCGCUAUUCGGACUUUGAGGCCUUCCGCGACAUCCUCGAACGCGAGUCUGCCCGUGUCACCAUCCCCCCGCUCCCCGGCAAGGUCUUCACCAACCGCUUCUCCGACGACGUCAUCGAGCACCGUCGCGAAGGCCUGCAGCGCUUCCUGCAGAUUGUCGUCGGCCACCCGCUCUUGCAGACGGGGAGCAAGGUCCUGGCCGCGUUUGUCCAAGAUCCAAACUGGGACCGCAACCAGUGGUGA